Pelecanus crispus (Dalmatian pelican) is the source of this 360-nucleotide messenger RNA. It is a transcript of the gene PDZK1IP1, whose product is annotated as PDZK1 interacting protein 1. Lineage: Eukaryota; Metazoa; Chordata; Aves; Pelecaniformes; Pelecanidae. The record is from RefSeq and is a predicted model, not a curated record.
AUGCCUGCCCGCUGCCGUCGCCUCCUCCUCCUCCUCCUGGGGCUGCUCCUGGUGCUGGAGCCUGCCUGCUGCCAGGAAGCCCGGGGCAACCUCCAGCCAUGGUCACAGGGUGUCAUCGCAGUGGUUGUGUUUCUGGUCCUGGUGGCCAUUGCUUUCAUGGUCAAUAAGUUGUGGUGUAACGAGAAAGUGGAUAAUGUCGAGACGGUGGUGAGUGUCGAGGACAGGCAGGAGGCUGUCACGUCCAAUGGCCACGAAGGGAAAAACCUAAGCUCUGCAGCCAACUUCAGGUCCAAAGAGAGCCCUCACGCCUAUGAGAACACCCUGGAGCCCGAGGAGAGGGUGAUCACCACCUCCAUGUAG